Molecule: messenger RNA, 2851 nt
Organism: Vollenhovia emeryi
Lineage: Eukaryota; Metazoa; Arthropoda; Insecta; Hymenoptera; Formicidae
Gene: Swip-1
Product: EF-hand domain-containing protein D2 homolog
Exons: 4
Coding region: 231-818 (195 amino acids)
Molecular function (GO): calcium ion binding
Source: RefSeq, a predicted model, not a curated record
CCAGUCGCUCCUACGCUCGACGCCGCGUCAGUACAUGCGGUCUCGCCGCGGCGCGCGGAUUGUUUGAUCGCAGAGGUGUGCGUUCCUCCCCUGACAGCCCUCUUGUUAACUCACGAUAACCGCGUGCCGCGUAAGGUCUCUUUAAAGAGCGUCCCUCACGCCUUUAACGCGAAUCCCCCCCGCGUCGCUUCUUCACUCGGAAGAAUUCGAGAUCGAGAGGAUCGAGGAUCAUGCCGGCGGACGCGGAGCUCAGCAGCCUGCUCAGCAGACGGCAGAGGAUCAACGACGAGCUCGAGGAGGGCAAAGAGGUGAAGAAACAGUACAAGUUCGUCAACGUUUACACGGAGUUCCACGAGCUAUCGCGCCGCGAGAUCAAGCAGUACGAGCAGACCUUCAACAGGUUCGACGAUGGUCACGACGGCUAUCUCGAUCUUUCCGAACUGAAGCGAAUGAUGGAAGUUUUGGGUGCACCGCAAACGCAUCUCGGACUCAAGGCGAUGAUCCAGGAGGUCGACGAGGAUGGCGACGGUCGCAUAUCUUUCCGUGAGUUCCUGCUGAUUUAUCGUAAAGCACGGGCCGGCGAAUUAGAACAGGAUUCCGGAUUGAGCCAGCUGGCCAGACUCACCGAGGUCGAUGUCGACGAGGUCGGUGUUACAGGCGCUAAGAACUUCUUCGAGGCCAAGAUCGAGCAGCUGCGGAAGUCCUCCAAGUUCGAGGACGAGAUUCGUAUGGAGCAGGAGGAGCGGAAACGGGAGGAGGAAGAAAAGGCAGCGAGACGAGAGCAAUUCCGGCAGAGAGCCGCGAUCUUCGGCAAAUAAUUGCGAAAAUCACGGGAGAGCGAAAGCGGCCGAUUCGCUCGUUGGAAUGCAAAGACGGAUUGUCUUGGGUCGUUUAGGUUUAUUUCCGAUGCUCGCAGCCGCCGAAGCGAUAUCCGACGCCAACGAGCGACUCUAUAAACCAUUUAAGUGCGCUCCGAGGUGAAAUCGCGGUUCGAUCGCGAUGGCAGUUGUCAGAAGAAUUCGAAGCGAGAAUUUAACCCGCGGUAUAAUUUCCUGUGCUGUUAACGCGCGAAAGAAGAAUUUUACACCCGCCGUCUCUAUCCUUGCAUUGCCGCACGUAUAAACGAUAUCAAAAUUUAAAAAUUCAGCGAAAUAUUAACUCUUUCGAUUGCCAAUUUGAAGACUACGUAGAAUUUUUGCAGUUUCGUUGUCGAAUAUGCAGUAAACGCUGACGUCCGAUCUGCGGAUUUCAUUAUAAGCGGCAAUAGCAAAAGUAAAAUUCAUUUUCUUGGACCGUAGUCCAAUUUUUUAAUUUUAUAUUUAUUAGUUACUUACUGCACGUGCAUCGCGAUUUAACGCUAUAUUGUAAUAGCGGUUAUUGUACUUGGAACACACUGUUACACGGAAAAAAGUAACACACGAUCGUGCAUACGUGAAUUUUACACGGAAAAUCGGACAUUAUCGAAAGCGGUUGAUAUCUAACACAUAUCUAUCCUAUAGGGAUAUAUUUUAACGUUGGACAGCGCGCAAACUAGACUUCUACUUGCUGUUUCAAUAGCAAUUUUAAUAACGAUAUCUCGUUGUAAAAUGUUUAACAAACGUUGAAGAGCACGAUUAAUUGCGUAAAAUGUUGUUUAACACAAAUGUUGAUGUUCAAGGAUGAAUUGCAAUGAGGUUUAGAACAGUCAAUAUAAUAAAAUAGUUGGCCUGCUUUUUUAUCACAGAUCACACGACUGUCGAAUCGAAAGUUUUCAACUUCGAACGUUAUCGAAUGUGAUGAGUAGACUGAGAACGGAAUUGAUAUCGACUUUACAUUAUUUAAGAAAGGACGACAUUAGUGACUGCUGAGCCUUCGAUAGGGCUUAACGUAUGUCGGCGAAUGUAUCUUAAGGUUUAUUAUUAUAAUUAUGAUUAUUUUGUAGGGUCUUAUUUUCUCUUCAUUAAGUAAGAAUUCUUUGUCGCAUUAAACGACACGCACGGUACUAUUGUACGUAUAACGUAAGAGAAAUAUGCGUGUAGAUAUGUUGUAUAUUUGUGCGGCUGGUGCGAAUGUAUGUCGAACCAAUAGCUAUAUCUAGGCGUGUUGUUCGUUUAAUUAAAAAAAUUGAAUCACUCGAUUUGUACGGCACAAACGCGUAGAAAUUUAUUGGCGGCGGAUUCACGCUGUAACUACUUUGAUUUGCAUUUUAUUCUAUUUGUAUUUCCAACAGAUGGUUUAGACUUGGACUGAUAAAAAGAUAACUCUUGUGUAUUCCGCCGAUAAGUGGGCCGCGAUAAGUGUGAAACCACUACACAGGUAACAAGAAAACCUUUUAGAUCCUCGAAUUUUAGGCUAAAAGAUUAUGAAUGUGUCCAGAAUAUAUUGUAAUGUUUACAGCGUUCUUUAAUCGCGUGCUAUUAUUUUAAUCUUCGUCUUUAAUCUUUUGUUUUUUAUUUAAAAUAUCUAAGAUAAUGAGUACAAAAUUUUAUAAUUGCAACAGGUAUAUGAUUCCUGCCUGCCUAGCGCCAAUAGCACAAUUUCUAUUUCUUUCUUAUAACAAGAUCGUAACAAUAAUUUAUCAGAAUUUUUUAUUAUUGCAUUUGCAUUAAGAAAUAUUGUAUUUCAAUUUUUAUUAUAUUUAUAUUAUAUUAUACAUCACUUGUUUAGAGACACAUUCUGUAUAUAAUAGUAUUAGUAAAUCACAAGACAUCUAUUGUAAAAAACUGUGUAAGCUAUAGAUUGUAAAUAGAUUUAUUUUGAUGCGUCAAGCUUAUGUAUCUGAUUAAUUCCUACAGCUUACUAAUUUAUUAGAUUACUGAUAAAUCAGUAAGCUGAUUUAUGAUGGAGUUAUAUUAAAAUUAUGAAAACUGCA